CCACCAUGCCUGCCCUCAGACCUCUCGUGAAACCUAAAAUCGUCAAGAAGAGGACCAAGAAGUUCAUCCGCCAUCAGUCUGAUCGCUAUGUCAAGAUCAAGCGCAACUGGCGGAAACCGAGAGGUAUCGAUAACCGAGUGCGCAGGCGGUUCAAGGGGCAGAUCCUGAUGCCCAACAUUGGCUACGGCAGCAAUAAGAAGACAAAGCACAUGCUGCCCACCGGCUUCAGAAAGUUCCUGGUCCACAAUGUCAAAGAGCUGGAAGUGCUGAUGAUGAGCAACAAGUCCUACUGCGCAGAGAUUGCUCACAACGUCUCUUCCAAGAACCGGAAGAUAAUCGUGGAGAGAGCCGCUCAGCUCGCCAUCAAGAUCACCAACCCCAACGCCAGGCUGCGCAGCGAGGAGAACGAAUAAACCGGCUUCUACAUCUGAGAUGUAUUUUAUAAAGCG
Egretta garzetta (little egret) is the source of this 449-nucleotide messenger RNA. It is a transcript of the gene RPL32, whose product is annotated as ribosomal protein L32. Lineage: Eukaryota; Metazoa; Chordata; Aves; Pelecaniformes; Ardeidae. The record is from RefSeq and is a predicted model, not a curated record. Bases 6 to 413 code for a protein of 135 amino acids. Gene Ontology annotation, molecular function: structural constituent of ribosome. Gene Ontology annotation, biological process: translation. Gene Ontology annotation, cellular component: cytosolic large ribosomal subunit; ribosome. The transcript is spliced from 3 exons.